This is a messenger RNA of Oppiella nova, 909 nucleotides long. The record is from the annotation of a GenBank genome assembly. NCBI's taxonomy places the organism in Eukaryota, Metazoa, Arthropoda, Arachnida, Sarcoptiformes, Oppiidae.
AUGCAAUCGUUUGUCUUGAGAUUGCUAUUCAUAUUGAGUGCAAAUGUGUGGACAUUAUGUGUCUCCCAAUGGAUGCAUUCAAUAACAUUAGAUCCGCACAAUAAGUAUCACCUGAAGUGGUACUUCGAUGACCACAAACAGCGGAUCACUUUCAAUGUGGUGGUCGAGACGACCGGUUGGGUGGGCUUUGGUAUCUCACCGAAUGGUGGAAUGGCUGGCAGUGAUCUGGUUAUCGGUUGGGUCGAUGACAACGGUGUCACACACUUCCACGAUCGUUACGCCGAGGAGGAAGAGUUGCCGACAAUAGACGACUCCCAAGACUGGCAUUUACUGGAGUCGGGACACAACGGCUCUCAUAUAUGGCUCACAUUCACUCGAGUCUUCAUCACCUGUGACACAGAAACAGAUCUCUCAAUCACUUCAGACAUAACUAAACUGAUUUGGGCGUACAGUCACCACAAACCCUCCUCACCAGUGGCUAUGCCUCAACACAAGGCCCUCAACAGAGGCCACAGAAACGUUCAUUUGCUGAGUAUUCCCGGACAUGACUUCGACAAUAAGAAUAAUGAGACAAUCGAGAAGUGGGACAUCACCUCAAGUAAUCUGUUGAUACCUAACAACACCGACACGACCUACUGGUGCAAAAUUGUGAUCGCACCGUUCACUUCGAAAAUACAUGUUAUCAGGUUGACUUUUGUUUUCAUUUUCAUUGUCUAUGAAUUGAAGAUCGAGCCCAUCAUAUCUCCGGCAACUAACGCACCAUUUGUUCACCACAUGGUUCUCUACCGGUGUCUUCACCCCAACUCGUCAUACAUGGAUCAGUACGCCUCACACGACGGCGCCAAUUGUGUGGACUUCGCUAACAUGCCCUACGAUUUCAUACACUGCCAAUCAGUUUAUAUGGUCUGA